AAAAGCUUGAAGUUCUUGUUUCUUCUUCACACCAACCCGACAACACAAAUCGACAAGUUCUCUAAAACAGCAAGGGUACUUCGAACGGCCAUGUUAGCAACGACGAUUCGAAUCGCUCCACGGUAUAGAGGCACAUUUCCCUUCUUACGGACUGUCUCUACUCUCGCAUCCAAUCCUCGCAUUAAAGUCUUCCCUGCAGACUCAUCGCGAGCGUCUUUCCUCCUGAGCUACCUCGACACGCAGCCUCCAAACCACAGGUUAGCCAUCGGGUUUUCGACCAAAGACCCACCGACACCGCAGUCUUUCAACGAGAACCAGACUUUCUUAUCCAUCCUCUACGAUGUCCUUGCCGAGUAUGCGCCAAAGGAUAAGGAUCUGAUCGCCCAAGCCAGAGCCUUUGCGGGACCCGGCGGAGCCAAUCUGGGCUCGGGAGGCAUGUUCUUCCCGCAGCAGAGCAAGAGACGGUCUAGCAAGUCUACGUCGGCGAAGCAAGGAGGAGGGGGCGGCGCUGGGGGUAGCGGAGCCGGCGGAGCCAGCGGUCAAGGAGGGGCCGGCGGUGGUGGUCACGCCGGCUAUGUCCAUCUCAGUGACGCGAGAAAUCCACCAGACUUUGGGCGGAUCGCGUGGCCAGAGGAUAUCCUGGGCAGCGUCGAGGUCGACCAACAAGGCAACAUCGUGGGCAAGCUCCAGCCCAGUGGCACAUAUCGCAUCAUCACGAAUGAGGGAAUUCUCGGGCUCAGCCCUUACUUGACAGAGAGACUUGUCGAGAGGCUCAAGGAAGAGGAGAAGAGGGACAGAUCCAGUUGAGCUGGUUUGUAGGGUGUGAAUACCAAGAUUGAUACCUUCAUGUCUAUGCUAUGUCGGCCUACGUAUUGUCCUCGGCCAUGUCAACAGCGGGAGAUGACUGCGACUGCGAGUUCGGGAUGAGAUGGAUCCACACCACUGCGAAGUACGCGUGCCGGCAUUUGGGCCCCGUCUUUGGAAUAUGUAACCGUAAAAACUAAGGUACGGUCUGUUCAACAUAGUACGGGGUACGGAUAUACACUUUGUACGAAAUCAGGUCCCCAGAAAAACGGUGAAGAGAACUAAUGUAUGCGCGAGCAC
This is a messenger RNA of Sodiomyces alkalinus F11, 1104 nucleotides long. RefSeq lists its product as hypothetical. The coding region runs from base 91 to 807 and encodes 238 amino acids. The record is from RefSeq and is a predicted model, not a curated record. The transcript is spliced from 3 exons. Lineage: Eukaryota; Fungi; Ascomycota; Sordariomycetes; Glomerellales; Plectosphaerellaceae.